Messenger RNA from Pelobates fuscus (common spadefoot toad), 1173 nucleotides. RefSeq names its product serine/threonine-protein phosphatase PGAM5, mitochondrial-like. Gene Ontology annotation, molecular function: protein serine/threonine phosphatase activity. Bases 12 to 812 code for a protein of 266 amino acids. Gene Ontology annotation, biological process: peptidyl-threonine dephosphorylation; positive regulation of mitochondrial fission. Gene Ontology annotation, cellular component: mitochondrion. Lineage: Eukaryota; Metazoa; Chordata; Amphibia; Anura; Pelobatidae. The transcript is spliced from 6 exons. The record is from RefSeq and is a predicted model, not a curated record.
AAUUUGCCGAGAUGUUUCUCCGUAGAGCUGUGAUCGCCGCCGGGGGUUCUGCUGUCGCUCUUUUUGCCGCCGUGUCUGUGGGUAGGAGUGAGGAUGACUCGGAUCCAUUGUCAGCGGGUUGGGACAGUAACUGGGACAGCCGUGCAUCACUAGCAAAACAACCUGGUGUGCUCAGAUAUACAGAGGACAAGUAUGAAUACCACCGGAAGGAAGACUACAAGAAUAAAUCCAAUCGUCACAUCUUCCUGAUACAACAUGCAAACUAUAAAACUUAUACCAGCUCUGACAAACUGACUGCUGAAGGUUAUGAGCAGGCAGAUCUCACCGGGAAGCGUCUGGCAACACUGGCUAAAGGCCCAGGAAUGGCUGAAAAGAGACAAGCAAUACAAUUUAAGCACAUUAUUUAUUCACCUCAGACCACAACUAAAGAAACUGCUGAAAGAAUCAGCAGGCACUUACCAGGUGUCACUAUGUUUAGCAGUGAUUCGCUUAAUGAAGGGCCUCCAAUUCAGACUUCUCAAGAUCCUGACUGGAAACCUGAUCUUAAUCAUCUAGAGACUCCAUUCAGAAAGUACAUCUACCGUCCAGAUCCUGAGCAAUCCGAAGACACCUAUGAGAUAAUGGUCUGCCAUGCUGAUUUAAUCCGCUACAUUGUGUGCAAGUCACUGCAACUCCCACUUAAAGCAUGGUCCCGAAUGUCACUUUAUCACGGAAGUGUUACCAAGCUGGUGGUACAACAGGAUGGCAAUGUUCGACUGAAGACGCUUGGUGAUGCUGGAUUUAUGCCUCAUAACUUGCUCACAAAGCCUUAAUUUAUGUAACUGUAUACUUCUGUCUGUGAUAUCUCAACAAUACUGACUCUUAUCACUUAUAGUUUUUAAGAGGUGUGAUGCAGGGCCUGGACUUAAUUCUGGAUAUUCAAUUACUGCAAACCUUCUUACACUAAAUAUUUUGGGUGGUUCUCAUUCUGAGUAUUUGUAAAAUGGAUCACUAAAUGGUAUGACUGCAGAAAGUUGGCACUGGCCCAAAAGACAAAUACAUUCUCCACUUAAUGCACUUUAAUAGGUGACCAUUAUAUGCAAUGGUAAUCUGAUCCUCUGCUGUUCUUCAGGCCAGUCUUGGUGUGAUCUAAGACACAUGCUACACUUAUAACUGAUCUGUUGGGGCACAUGU